AUGGAUAAGUGGACCAAAUUGGAAUAUGAGAAGGAAGUUGGUUUGAAGCCGGCCACCUUUCUUGCCUUGACAUUACGGACGAAAGCUCAGCAAGGAUUUAUCGGAGUUACAGGGCGGUGCGCCGAGGACCUAUUCGUACAAAUCUACAGCCACAGCUCCAAGGCAACCUCCCCACAGCCUCCGGUGGAGCCAACUUACGAAUCCCUACCACUCGUCUCUUCAUACGAAACACAAAAGUCCAAGGCAACCUUCCUGCGGUAUCCGGUUGAGGGAAGCAGCUAUGAAACAAUUUCGCAUCAACCUUGGGUUGAAGAUGAGCCUUCGGAAGCUACCACUCCUUUUGAGACAAAUAGCUCUCUACCAGAAACUCAUGAUGCAACCCGCUUGGGCUCGGGAGAGAUUGAUACCAGUCAUCAGGCUUCAGGAUCUCGGCAAUCAGGGAGGAGGAAUCUACACAUUUCUGGAUUCUCCUUAAACGGCGAGCAUUAG
Messenger RNA from Protopolystoma xenopodis, 489 nucleotides. The record is from the annotation of a GenBank genome assembly. NCBI's taxonomy places the organism in Eukaryota, Metazoa, Platyhelminthes, Monogenea, Polystomatidea, Polystomatidae.